AUGGCCGCGCAGGAAAACACGCAGCGCCCGCCUACCCCGACAAUCCUCAAAGAUGCAUACACCCUCAGCGCUUCCAGCGACCUGACCAUCUCGGUACAGGGCCCAAAGGACAACGAAGGCCAGCGCCCGAUCGUCCGCUUCAAAGUGGAGAAGAGCGCCGUAACGUGCUUCUCGCAGUACUUUGAAAAUAGCCUCCGCUUCAAUACCAAGUUCGGCCACGAGGUGAUUCUCAAGGACGAUGAUGCAGGCGCCGUGCGUGUGUGGUUGAUCUACAUGCAUGCUGCCGCGACGUAUGCUACCAAGCAGCCGCAAUCGAAGAUGGACAGUGUGUGUUCGAACGGGAAGCCGAAAAAGAUUGCCGAGGUGGAUGGGCAGAGGCUCUUCAACAGCCCUGGCGUGGCGGACACGAACAUCACUCGCAUCUGGCACAUCAUUAACGCCGGGGAUAAGUAUCUCUUCGAUGUCUCACUUCUGUGUGGGUUCUUUGAGAAGUGGUAUGCGAAACACGUCAACCUCGCGAGAGGUGACGCGGACCUCUUCAGGCAGCUGGCUUUCCCGUGCUACAUGUUCGAUCAUGCGCAAGGCUUCUCUGCCGUCACGAACUGGCUCGCUUACAACUUCGAUGGCCAUAUCACCGAGAAGCGACCAAUCGGCAUCAAAUUCAAGCACAUGCACCUCGCUCCGCCAGAUUUCGUAGGUCCCAUGAAUCACGCUCGCGGCAGCCUUAAGACCGUUCUCCAUCGCGGGAUAUGGGACAAGGCUGGUGAAGUACUCAAGAAGGGCGAAGACAAGUGUCGCUGCGGCAAGUGGGCGUCAGUCUGUGGUCGUUACUUCGCCGAGCUCGUAAAGAUCGACGCAUAUCCCCUCGAGAUGGUCUUCCCGAAGAACAGCAUCAACACCAUCCUUUCUCGUCUGGGGAGAUUUGAACUUGGAAGCAUCGGGAACUGUAGCAUCUGCUCUCCGGAUUGGGACGCGUGCAUCGAGCGGGCGAUUUCCAGCACGACGAACAGUUUCGAUGGACUGUGCAUUGAUUGCAUGGAGACGAGCCGACCGAAGCGUGACGGGGAUGCUGACUAUUGGAAGAAGCUAGGUAGCGACAAUGGACGAUUCGACCGCCAAUGUAGGGUCCGCCAUGGGCAGAAGACCUGGUAUAUCAGCUGGUGCGGACGCGACGAGCAUAGGCGCAAGCUUAUGGAUGAACAUUUCGAGAAGCGUUCGGGUUUCUACUAG
Molecule: messenger RNA, 1230 nt
Organism: Didymosphaeria variabile
Lineage: Eukaryota; Fungi; Ascomycota; Dothideomycetes; Pleosporales; Didymosphaeriaceae
Exons: 2
Coding region: 1-1230 (409 amino acids)
Source: RefSeq, a predicted model, not a curated record